Molecule: messenger RNA, 749 nt
Organism: Ceratosolen solmsi marchali
Lineage: Eukaryota; Metazoa; Arthropoda; Insecta; Hymenoptera; Agaonidae
Product: zinc finger protein 714-like
Exons: 1
Coding region: 63-683 (206 amino acids)
Biological process (GO): regulation of transcription by RNA polymerase II
Cellular component (GO): nucleus
Molecular function (GO): DNA-binding transcription factor activity, RNA polymerase II-specific
Source: RefSeq, a predicted model, not a curated record
AGAAGUACCAUUGCGACGAAUGUGGCUAUGAGACGUAUUACAAGACCUGCUUCACCGAGCAUAUGUACAAGCACACGGGCGAAGGGCAAAUGGAGUGCGAUAUAUGCGGCAAGCAUGUGCGCAAGGCCUAUAUGAAAAUACACUCGAGGAUACAUACAGGUGAGAAGCCGGAAAUAUGCGAGUAUUGCGGAAAGGGAUUUAGCGUGCGAAAGUAUCUUACGAAACACAGGGUCACUCACACUGGCGAAAAGCCAUACCAAUGCCAAAUAUGUGGCAAAAGGUACACGCAACGAGGCACGCUUACACUACAUUUUAGGAAGCAUCAUCCUCAAGAAACAUGUGCCGCUCGUAGCAACUCUAAGAAGGAUGCGAGCGAAAGUGGCGCCGAAGAUGAAGAAGAGCAGGGACAGACUGAGAGCGAGGUUGCGUUAAUCGAGGACGGAGCUAUUGUGGAAAUAGUGAAAGAAGAUGGUGAGAUGGACGACGAUAUGAUCGAUGAAGAUAUGGAAGAGAUAGAGUUAUUGGACGAGGAAGGUGAAAUAAUAAACGGCGAGGUGGAAGUCCUUAAGGAAGAAUUGGAUAGUGAUAAUGGCGAAAUUGAAGUUAUAAACGACAUUCCUGUUAACGAUGUUACGGAAGAUAUUCCACUCGCGGAAGUUAUAGAAGAAAUUUCUGUUAACUAAAGUCAACGAAUUCCAAUUGACGGCACUUAUUAUCUUAAAAUGAAUAUAAUAGUUACUAUGAUCACG